Lichtheimia ornata is the source of this 975-nucleotide messenger RNA. RefSeq lists its product as uncharacterized. The record is from RefSeq and is a predicted model, not a curated record. Lineage: Eukaryota; Fungi; Mucoromycota; Mucoromycetes; Mucorales; Lichtheimiaceae. The transcript has 7 exons. The coding region runs from base 1 to 975 and encodes 324 amino acids. Gene Ontology annotation, molecular function: methyltransferase activity.
AUGAGUUUUCGCUUUUUUCGAUUUUUCAGACGAUCACGUAAAACAGCCUCUGCAUCCAUAAGAUCAAAGCAACCUACCGAAGAGAUUACGUCAAAGAAUAGCACCAACUCAUCCGAGGCAUCGGCUUAUCGUUACGAAGGCAACCGCCGUUAUCACAACAGAGACGACGUAGCAUACAUACUCCCAAACGAUGAAGAAGAGAAUGAUCGUGUUCACCAACAGCAUUGGAUGAUGAGAGUAGCCUUUGGUGGCAAUUUUGACUCGCCAAUCGAAGAGGCGCUUGCACAGGGCAUCGAAGUGCUCGAUUCGGGAUGUGGUCCUGCUACUUGGACACUCGAGAUGUCUGAACAAUACCCGAAUUCGAACUUCCAUGGCACCGACAUUUCACCGAGGUUUCCUGAAGCCAUCAAGCCAUCCAAUUGUCAAUUCCAUCUACACAACAUAAUCGACCCAGCGCCAUUCCCGGACAACACAUUUGGCUAUGUGCAUCAACGUCUACUGGUUCUUGGUCUUUUAGCCACCGACUGGGUCAAGGUGAUCGAUGAUCUCUUACGCGUACUAAAGCCUGGUGGUUGGCUAGAGCUCCUGGAGGUAUCCUUCCCACAGCUCAUGAAUGCUGGUCCCAAAUGUACUUUGCUUAUGCAUUCCGUCGCAAAAUACGCCCGAGAGAAGGGGUUGAACCCUGACAUUCCGCACGAGAUGGAAGAUUUGAUGCGAAAAGCGGGUUGCGUCAAUCUGGUGUUCCGUGAAGUACCUAUCCCGAUCGGCCACGGUGGCAAGCUCGGUGAUCUUUUAUGGGACGACUUUUGGGAUGUCUUCAACACGAUGCAUGCGAUCAUUGUCAGAUAUUAUCCAGAGAUGGCAGACCAAGAGUAUUAUACAAAGUUUUUGUCAGAGACCAAGCAAGAGUGCAAAGAACACGGCACGUACAUUCGUUGGUAUCGUUGUCAUGGCCAGAAACCUGAAACUGCUUAA